GGCUGGAUGGCCAUCUGUUGGGAGGGUUUUGGUUGUGUCCUUUUAAAGCAUUGGACUGGAUGGACCCUUAGGGAUCUCUCCCAGUUCCAUGACACUAUAUCUAUGACAAACACAUAUCUAUCAUGUGUGUGGCUGGCUGGCCAUCUGUCGGGAGGGCUUUGAUUGUGUUGCUUUGCAUAAGUGAAUGCUGGAAUGCACCAGCUGCAUCCUCUGGAGAGAAAACAUGUGCGGAUGGGAUUGGCUGCAGAAGGGAGGAAGAGGAGGAGGAGAAGGAGAAGGAGGGAAGGAAAGAGAGGAGGAGGAGGAGGAGGAGAAAGGAGAAAGAGGCCACCUGCUCUGGCCAAUUGACAGACAACGGCCGGAGAGAGAAGCCGCCAGCCCGGCUCUCUCCGCAGCUGGCAAAAAUUAAUAAUAGUAGUAGUAAUAAUAAUAGUAACAACAACAACAACAAUCGGCACAGAGGAGGACCCUUGGCCCCAAAUCCUGCAGAGGCCGAGGCGAAGAAAGCGUGCGACUGGCUGCGGGCCGCUGGGUUCCCCCAGUAUGCCCAGCUCUAUGAAGAGUCGCUGUUCCCUCUUGACAUCUCCGCGGUGAGGAAGGACCACCACUUCUUGGACCAGGACUCCCUCCAGUCCCUCUGCAGGAGGCUCAUGACCCUGAACUCGUGCGCCUCCAUGAAGCUGGAAGUCCACUUUCAGCGGAAACAGAAUGAAGACCUGGAGGAGGAGGACCUCUGUGCCAUCAGCCACCGCUGGGCCUUCCAGAGGGACAGCAAGAGGUGGUCCCGGAUCGGCUCCGACGAUGACUCCCUCCCGUGCGCCUUGGACGGAGACCCCGCUCCCGCCGCGAAGAAGGCGUCCAGCCAGGAGAGUGUCCUCACCGACCUCAGCGCCGACCUGGAAGCCGCUUCGCUCCACAGCGACGCCAGCACCGGAAGCACCGCCCGGACCCUCCCCGCCAUGCCUGCUUCCCCCUCUCCCACCUUGGACAACUCCAACCCGAACUCGAGUGACCGCUCGCCGACCGACCCCUCUCCCGGCCUGAGUGGGAGCAGCAAGGAGAAACCCAAGAAACGCCGGACGCGGAGCUUCCUGAAGAGGAUUGAGUCUCUGAGAAGGAAAGACAAGGAGAAGCCGGACUCUGCUAAAGCCCAAGAGGAAGGCGAGGCUCAGAGUGAGGCCCCCUCGAGAAAAGAUCCCGGAGACUCUACAGUUGGGAAUGGCUCGCUCCCCAGAAACAAGCCAACAUUUGAGCCCAAGUGCGGUAGUGUUUAUCUCGAGGAUUAUGUUACGGACAAAAGAAGGGACAAUUCGGUUCAAUCGGACUCGCUCAGAAGGGAUUUUUUGAUCCAUAUCCCCGGGGACUACAAACCGGGCACUUUCCCCAAAUCGCUCUCCAUCGAAAGCUUGUGCCCCCUCGAGGGUGGCCGCCUGCCCGACUGGAAGCCCCACUGCAACGGUUUCCCGGCACGCGGCGUGGACAGCCCUAAGCCUCUCCGGAAGAGGAGACCCUCCUGCGGCUCCACCGGCAGCCUCUACGACAACGUCCCCGAACUCGGCGACGAAGACAACGACCCGUUCGACCCCGACGGCGAGAAGAUCUACGAGAACCUUGACGACAUCCUGCGGCACGUCUGGGGCCUGCAGCAGAAGGUGGAGCUGUGGUCCCAGGCACUGCGGCUGGACCCGGGUGGAGAAAACCUUGGGGAGGAGGAGACGGACUCCGGCGGGGAGCCGGCCAGCGGGAACUUCGAGGAGCGGUCCGUCUCGGACAUCGGGACCUCCACGAGCGACUUCGAGAGCACGGCCAACUCUCUCAACGAGGGAGAGGACACGGAGAUGAGGGAGCGGAGGGACUCCGGGGUGGGGGCCUCUCUCACCAGGCCUUGCAGGAAACUCCGCUGGCACAGCUUCCAGAACUCGCACCGUCCCAGCCUGAACUCGGCCUCCUUGGAGAUCAACCGCCAGUCCGCGGCGCAAGUGAACCUGCUCCAGAAGUGCUCCCUCCUCCGCCUCACGGCCCUCAUGGAGAAAUACUCCGUCCCCCACAAGCAGACCUGGGCCUGGACUGUCCCUAAAUUCAUGAAGAGGAGCAAGACCCCCGACUACAGGGACAAGAGGGUCUUUGGGGUCCCACCGAUAGUCAACGUCCAGCGGACCGGGCAGCCUCUCCCCCAGAGCAUCCAGCAAGCCAUGCGCUACAUCCGGAGCCAGUGCCUGGAUCAGGUGGGCAUUUUCCGCAAGUCGGGGGUCAAGUCCCGGAUCCAGGCGCUGCGGCACAUGAACGAAGCCUCUCCUGACCACGUCAACUACGAGGGGCAGUCGGCAUAUGACGUGGCGGACCUCCUCAAGCAGUACUUCCGCGACCUUCCGGAACCCGUUUUCACCAACAAGCUGACUGACACCUUUUUGCAGAUUUACCAAUUUGUGCCCAAGGAGCAGCGCCUGGCGGCCGUGCAGGCGGCCAUUGUGCUGAUGCCGGACGAGAGCCGGGAGGUCCUGCAGACCCUCCUGUACUUCCUGAGCGACAUCGCCUCGGCCGAGGAGAACCAGAUGACCUGCGGGAACCUGGCCGUGUGCCUGGCCCCCUCCGUCUUCCACCUCAACGCCUCCAAGAAGGAGAGCACCUCCCCCAGGAUGAUGCACAAGAGGAGCACGGUGGGCAAACCCGACCAGAAGGACCUGAGCGAAAACAUGGCCGCCACCCAGGGCCUUUCCCACAUGAUCGCCGACUGCAAGAAGCUCUUCCAGAUCCCGCACGAGAUGCUGCUCCAGCUGUGCAGCUCCUACGUCUCGGCUGAAGCGCAGCCGCUCUCCUUUUCGGAGCUGAAAUCCCCGGACGAGCUGGAGUCCGGCCUCCAAGGGCUGCUGAGGGACUCCUCGGAGCGCUUCAAGGGCUGGCUCGGCACCACCGGGCCCCGGAACACGGAGCUCUCCUGCAAGAAGGUGGGGGACGGCCACCCGCUGCGCCUGUGGAAGGUGUCCACGGAGGUGGAGGCCCCCCCGCAGGCCGUGUUGCAGCGUGUGCUGCGGGAGCGGCACCUUUGGGACGAAGACCUGCUCCAAGGGGAGGUGGUGGAGACCCUGGGCAAGAACGCCGAGGUCUACCACUACGUGACCGACAGCAUGGCCCCCCACCCAAGGAGGGACUUCGUGGUCCUCCGGAAGUGGCGGACGGACCUUCCUCGGGGAGGCUGCCUCCUGGCCUCGGCCUCCUUGGACCACAAGAAGCUUCCCUUGGAGUCGGGGGUCCGGGCGGUGGUCCUGGCCUCCCAGUUCCUGGUGGAGCCCUGCGGGAUGGGGCGCUCCAGGGUGACCCACGUCUGCCGCACGGACCUCAGAGGACGGUCCCCAGACUGGUACAACAAGGUCUUUGGCCACCUGUGUGCGGUGGAACUGGCCAGGAUCCGGGACUCGUUCCCCACGCUCAACCCGGGCGGACUGGAGACAAAGAUCUGAAGUUGCCACCAUCUCCCGACACUGCUGGUGCUACUGGAGAAAGAAGGGAGAAGCUGCAAACGAGCCUUUGCUCCGCGGAGGAGGAAGCAUUUCCCCCAUCACCCGUGCCUUGUUGGUGCUCCGCAAAGCGUCUCCUUGCUUGGAAAGGGCCGGGAUCCUCCGAAGCGCCCCUCCUUUGGAUAACGACCACUAGUGUUCAGGAUCAUAGGGAUGAUCCAAGGGACUAGGGAGAGUGAGGCAGAAAAUGACCAGCUGGGCCAGAGAUGUGGUGCAAAGAUAGCCACCAAUAUGUCUAGAAGGUUGUAUUGUCGAAGGCUUUCCCGGCCGGAAUCACUGGGGUGUUGAUGUGUGGUUUCCGGACUGUGUUUUAACAGCAGUUUCUUCUGGUGUUUCGCCUGCAUCUGUGGCUGAUGGCAUCUGCAGAGGAUCUGAUGAGAAUCUAGAUACCUGUGGAAUAAUGUCCAGGGUGGGGGAAAGAACCAAUGCAUGUUAAAACAGCUGUGAAGGGUGCAAUUUGCAAGCUAGAUGUGUGUGUACGUUGAGUGGGACCCACUCAUCAACAUGUGAGUGGGGCAUCUGCAUGGAAGUAAGCAUUGCUUGCUGCCUUGGAGACAUCCUUAGCCUGGACGGUGCUCACGAGCCCUUCAUGAAUGAAUGCCAGAAAAUAGAGGCAACGUCUUGUGGAGACGGAAGUCAAAGCCAUGUUUGUGGAGUUGAGAAUGGUGACGAAUGGGGAAGAAUGUCAACUGCUGACCAAGUGUGUCUCUGGGAGAGACUGCAGCAUGUGUGUGGCUUGUAAAACAGUGUUGUAAAUAUAUAGGAAUAAGCAUUGUGUGUGUGAAGUGUGUGUAGAAAGGGAUCACGGAAGCCAGGAAUGCGUUGUUCGUUGCUCUUGUAUUGCUACCUGUGUGCAAGUUGCAAAGAAGCAGGUGAUCAGGAGAUGCCAGGUUAGUGUCUGAUACAAACAAAGGUUCACAGAAAUCUAGUGAAAUAAUAUAUAUUUCAGGACGGAUGAGGAACAAGACAGAGCUGAUGAAGGGCAAGAGGAGUUGCUAUAUCCUUAAUGCCUAAACUCUAUUUCUGGUCCCAGAGAGAGUUGAGCCGUUCAACUGAAGGCAAUUCUGCAUAUUCACUUACAUAGGAUCCAGUGGUUUUACUCUGGGAUUGACAGGAAGUCUGAAUACAUUAUACUGAAUACAUUACAUUAUGUAACAUGACUUUUGUUCCUGGGUUACCAAAGCCACUUAAUUGGUUCUAUCCUUAUUCUUAUAUGCAGAUGAUACUGUGCUAUUGUCCUUAUCUAGUAUUGGCCUUAAAGGCUUAAUGCAUUGCUUUGCCAGUUGUGUUCCUGGGUUAUCAACGUCAUUUCCCAGUUGUUUCUAUCAUAAAAAAUGGAAAAUAUUUAUUAAACUGUAAAAACUUUGUCCUGCAAUAGCACAUUUUCCAAUUUCAACAUGGGAAAUGUCCUACUCACAGCCUGCAGAGCUUGGAGAGUCUGAAAAA
Anolis carolinensis (green anole) is the source of this 4961-nucleotide messenger RNA. RefSeq names its product StAR related lipid transfer domain containing 8 (gene stard8). Gene Ontology annotation, biological process: regulation of Rho protein signal transduction; actin cytoskeleton organization; signal transduction. Gene Ontology annotation, molecular function: lipid binding; GTPase activator activity. The record is from RefSeq and is a predicted model, not a curated record. The coding region runs from base 123 to 3458 and encodes 1111 amino acids. The transcript is spliced from 14 exons. NCBI's taxonomy places the organism in Eukaryota, Metazoa, Chordata, Lepidosauria, Squamata, Anolidae.